Scleropages formosus (Asian bonytongue) is the source of this 1289-nucleotide messenger RNA. It is a transcript of the gene emx3, whose product is annotated as empty spiracles homeobox 3. The transcript has 3 exons. Gene Ontology annotation, cellular component: nucleus. Lineage: Eukaryota; Metazoa; Chordata; Actinopteri; Osteoglossiformes; Osteoglossidae. The record is from RefSeq and is a predicted model, not a curated record. Gene Ontology annotation, molecular function: DNA-binding transcription factor activity, RNA polymerase II-specific; RNA polymerase II cis-regulatory region sequence-specific DNA binding. Gene Ontology annotation, biological process: neuron differentiation; central nervous system development; regulation of transcription by RNA polymerase II. Bases 510 to 1289 code for a protein of 259 amino acids.
CGGCCGCGUGGCGCGUGAGGAACCUCUGGGCUUCGAGUCCCGCGCGCCUCUCGGACUGGUGACGAACUGAUGACGAGCUGGUGCUGAUCGCCGUGGAGCUCGCGCGCGCUCACCUUAUUCUUGUUAUUAUUAUUCUUAUUAUUAGUAUUAUUAUUAUUAUUAUUAUUAUUGCGGAGGUGUGUUUGUGCGCCGAAAGUGAGCCGAGCGCGCGCGCGCCGAGGAGCCGCACCGGGGAUCGGAACCCGAGCGCCAACCCCGGCCCCGCCGAGGCGAGGGAGGAUCGGGAGCGAGGAGCGGGAGCCCCACCGAGGCAUGGAUCGCUCGUGGACUAAUGACACUGCGCGCCGCGGAGGGUUUUAGGGUCUGAUCCAACAAAUCCACGGGACCGCUGACUUCUUCUCGCGCACCAACUUUCUCGUCGCUCCUCCUUCGGGGUCUCCGAGCGGCUCCGCCGAGGCGCGUGGCAGGCAGCGCGCGCGCGCGAGCCGAGCACCAGUACCAGCACCACCAUGUUCCAGCACAACAAGAAGUGCUUCACCAUCGAGUCCCUGGUCGGCAAGGAGUCGAGUCCCCCCGGCGCCGGGGACGAGCCCGUGCGACCGACGGCGCUCAGGUUCACGGAGUCCGUUCCUCCCGCUGCUCAUCCUCCUCCUCCUCCUCCUCCUCCUCCUCCUCCCGCUCAUCCUCCUCAUCCUCCUCCUCCUCCCUUCGCCAGCUGCUUCCAGAACUCGGGCAGGAGCCUCUACUCGAGCCCAGAGGUCCUGUUCUCGGACCCGGGCUCGCACGCGCACUCGCACGCGCACUCGGCCACCUCCACCCUGUCGCUGCACCCCCUGCAGCUGCCCUCGCAGCCCUUCUUCAGCCCCCACCACAGGGAGACGCUCAACUUCUACCCGUGGGUCCUGCGGAGCCGCUUCCUGGGACACCGCUUCCAAGGUGAGGACAGCAGCCCGGAGAGCCUGCUCCUGCACGGGCCCUUCUCCCGCAAGCCCAAGCGCAUCCGCACGGCCUUCUCGCCCUCGCAGCUGCUGCGGCUGGAGCGCGCCUUCGAGAAGAACCACUACGUGGUCGGUGCCGAGCGGAAGCAGCUCGCCAACGGCCUCUGCCUCACCGAGACGCAGGUCAAGGUCUGGUUCCAGAACCGGAGGACGAAGCACAAGCGGCAGAAGCUGGAGGAGGAGUCGCCCGAGUCGCAGCAGAAGCGCAAGGGCAGUCAGCAUGUGAACCGGUGGAGGGUGGCCACGCAGCAGAGCAGCCCCGAGCACAUCGACGUCACGUCGGAGGACUGA